GCGGCGCGGGGUUGAGAAGGUGCGCGAAGCUGGCGGCGAAGGGGUUGGCGGCCAGCGGCUCGGUGCGGUACAUCUCCCAGAGCAGGUAGAGCGCCGUAAGGCGCUGCGCCGCGCUGGGCAGCAGGUCCGGCUGCUGGAGCAGCAUGACGAGCACCGAGCCCAAACGGAAGUGGUCGGCCUUGCUGAAGUAGUGGUGGAAGGCGGUGGACAGGCCCUCGAAGGUGCUGCCGCCGCCCGCCUCCUCCGAGAUGAUGCUUAGCAGACUCGAGAGCUCCUUCGGGGUCAAGCUCAUCCUGCCCGCGGGGCCCCCAGGGCUUCCCCUCCCGGACCCGGGGCCGCUUGCUCCACCUCUGUCGCCACUGGAGCCCCCGAAGCUGCUCCUGGACGCCGACCCUGACGCUUCCUGGGACCCUCUCUGCUCCGCGGCGGUGAGAAGCCGGCCAGACGCCGUGCUCGCCCCUCCGCCGGGCAUCAACCUUGCUCUCCUUCCCCGCUUCCCGGCCCGAAGGGCCCUGGCGCCGGCUGGCUCCGUCCCCGCGGCCGUAAAGCGCGCUGUUACACGACAGCGUCGCAAACAAAACACGUCGGGGAAACCAGACCGCCGGGGAGAGGGCCAGCGCCCUGCUAAAGCGAGGCUGACGGGGCGAAGCCAGCGACAGCUUGUGGAGACGCGGGGCUGGAAUGCAGUGGAGUGCAUAAUCAUGGCUACUGCAGCCUCAAACUCCUGGGUUCAGACGAUCCUCCUGCCUCAGCCUCUCAACUAUUUGGGACUACAGAGAUCCAUCUGCUCGCCCAUGAAAAGUUCUGGUCCGGAAGGUUCUGUCGGUUCCCCCAGUUCUGGGUACCCGGCUCUGCAUCGCGCCGCCAUGAUGGGCCAUCGUCCCGUGCUCGUGCUCAGCCAGAACACAAAGCGUGAAUCCGGAAGAAAAGUUCAAUCUGGAAGCAUCAAUGCUGCCAAGACUAUUGCAGAUAUCAUCCGAACAUGUUUGGGACCCAAGUCCAUGAUGAAGAUGCUAUUGGACCCAAUGGGAGGCAUCGUGAUGACCAAUGAUGGCAACGCCAUUCUUCGAGAGAUUCAGGUCCAGCAUCCAGCAGCCAAGUCCAUGAUUGAAAUUAGCCGGACCCAGGAUGAAGAGGUUGGAGAUGGGACCACAUCAGUAAUUAUUCUUGCGGGGGAAAUGCUGUCUAUAGCUGAGCACUUCCUGGAGCAGCAGAUGCACCCAACAGUGGUGAUCAGUGCUUACCGCAAGGCAUUGGAUGAUAUGAUCAGCACCCUAAGGAAAAUCAGUAUCCCAGUUGACAUCAAUAACAGUGAUAUGAUGCUGAACAUCAUCAAUAGCUCCAUAACUACCAAAGCCAUCAGUCGGUGGUCAUCUUUGGCUUGCAACAUUGCCCUGGAUGCUGUCAAGACAGUACAGUUUGAGGAGAAUGGUCGGAAAGAGAUUGACAUAAAAAAAUACGCAAAGGUGGAAAAGAUACCUGGGGGCAUCAUUGAAGACUCCUGUGUCUUGCGUGUAGUCAUGAUUAACAAGGAUGUGACCCAUCCACGCAUGCGACGCUAUAUCAAGAACCCUCGCAUUGUGCUGCUGGAUUCUUCUCUGGAAUACAAGAAAGGAGAAAGCCAGACUGACAUUGAGAUUACACGAGAGGAGGACUUCACACGAAUUCUCCAAAUGGAAGAAGAGUAUAUCCAGCAGCUCUGUGAAGACAUUAUCCAGCUGAAGCCUGAUGUGGUCAUCACCGAAAAGGGCAUCUCAGAUUUAGCUCAGCACUACCUCAUGCGGGCCAAUAUCACAGCCAUCCGCAGAGUCCGGAAGACAGACAAUAAUCGCAUUGCUAGAGCCUGUGGGGCCCGGAUAGUCAGCCGACCAGAGGAACUGAGAGAAGAUGAUGUUGGAACGGGAGCAGGCCUGUUGGAAAUCAAGAAAAUUGGCGAUGAAUACUUUACAUUCAUCACUGAGUGCAAAGACCCCAAGGCCUGCACCAUUCUUCUCCGGGGGGCUAGCAAAGAGAUUCUUGCGGAAGUAGAACGCAAUCUCCAGGAUGCCAUGCAAGUGUGCCGAAAUGUUCUCCUGGACCCUCAGCUGGUGCCAGGGGGUGGGGCCUCUGAGAUGGCUGUGGCCCAUGCCUUGACAGAAAAAUCCAAGGCCAUGACUGGUGUGGAACAAUGGCCAUACAGGGCUGUUGCACAGGCCCUAGAGGUCAUCCCUCGUACCCUGAUCCAGAACUGUGGGGCCAGCACCAUCCGUCUACUUACCUCCCUUAGGGCCAAGCACACCCAGGAGAACUGUGAGACCUGGGGUGUAAAUGGUGAGACGGGUACUUUGGUGGACAUGAAGGAACUGGGCAUAUGGGAGCCAUUGGCUGUGAAGCUGCAGACUUAUAAGACAGCAGUGGAGACGGCAGUUCUGCUACUGCGAAUUGAUGACAUCGUCUCAGGCCACAAAAAGAAAGGCGAUGACCAGAGCCGGCAAGGCGGGGCUCCUGAUGCUGGCCAGGAGUGAGCGCUGGGCAAGCUACUUCAAUGCACAGAACCAGCAGUCUCCCCUUUUCCUGAGCCAGAGUGCCAGGAACACUGUGGACGUCUUUGUUCAGAAGGGAUCAGGUUGGGGGCAGCCCCCAGUCCCUUUCUGUCCCAGCUCAGUUUCCAAAAGACACUGACAUGUAAUUCUUCUCUAUUGUAAGGUUUCCAUUUAGUUUGCUUCCGAUGAUUAAAUCUAAGUCAUUUGAAAAAAAAAAAAAAAAAAAAAAAG
Messenger RNA from Callithrix jacchus (white-tufted-ear marmoset), 2753 nucleotides. Its product is annotated as T-complex protein 1 subunit gamma-like. NCBI's taxonomy places the organism in Eukaryota, Metazoa, Chordata, Mammalia, Primates, Cebidae. Gene Ontology annotation, molecular function: ATP-dependent protein folding chaperone; ATP binding; ATP hydrolysis activity. The record is from RefSeq and is a predicted model, not a curated record. Gene Ontology annotation, biological process: protein folding.